CGGGACCAGUAACUCACUUCCUUAUCUGCCACACAACUGCUCAUAUACCUACUGCCUCCUGCCUCGUCCACAUCUGAUGCAUCCUGCCUCAACACGCACAUGCUCCUUCACUCUAUAGCUCAAAAAGCAGCACAUAAUCUCCAGCCCAGCUAUCAGUCUACUAGACAGAAUGGAGGGCUCGUCCGAGGAUAUCAACUCGGCCCUGGAGUCGUUCCGGGAGCGGUGGCGGGCCGAGGUGCGGGCCAAGCAGCCCGGCGCAAGCCACGGGCAGGCGCCGGGGCCGGAACAACCCGCGGCCGAGCCGCCGCAGACCGCCCUGGCCCUGUACGAGGAGGCCGUGGAGAUGGAGUCCCGGGGCAGGCUCGGCGAGAGCCUGCGGCUGUACCGGACCGCCUUCCGCAUGGACGACAAUGUCGACCGCCUGUACAAGGCUAAGCACUUCCCCCACCACGCGGCCCCUCCUCCCCCCUCCAAGCCCACGCCAUCGGCCCCGUCCGCAGCCGCGGCCGCGCCAGCGGCUCCCCGCAGGGCCCACCACCCCCAUGGGUCUGUCCCAGCGGCAGCGGCAGCGACGACGACAACGCCAACAGCAACAGCAGCAGCAGCAGCCGCCGUCACCGCCCCGCCCCGACCGCGCGUGUCCCUCGACGACCUGGUCAGCGGGUUCGCGGGGCUCGCCAUCCAGCCGGCGCCGCCGCUCGUCGAGGGCAUGCCGGCGCCGCCGUGCCCCAUGGCGGCGCUGCCGGACGAGGUGCUGCUGCACGUGCUGCUCGACGUGGCCGCCGACGACGUGGGCGACUUUGUGCGCUUGGCCCAGGUCUGCCGCCGCCUCGCCUUCCUGGUCGCGACCGAGGGGCGCAUCUGGCGCCGCGUCUGCCUGGGGCCAGAGUUUGGCUUCGUCGUCAUGCCGCGCGUCUGGAGGACGGAUUUGGCCUGGGAGGCGGCGGACCUGGACGGGGCAGGGACGGCCGGGCUGGUGGUUGGUGAUGGCGAGGAGGAGGGGGAGAGGGGCGAUGACCAGGCCCGGGCGGCGGAGGCACAGUCUCCCUCUGCGGUGGCGUGGUCGCUGCUCGCCAGCACGUACGGCGGCUCAUGGCAGGCCAUGUUCCGCUUCAGGCCGCGGAUCCGGUUCAACGGCUGCUACAUCAGCACCGUCAACUACAUCCGCGCCGGCCAGGCGUCGGCCAACAUGGUGACGUGGAACAGCCCCGUUCACGUGUGCACCUACUUCCGCUACCUCCGCUUCUUCCGCGACGGCACCUGCAUCUCGCUCCUGACCACCACGGAGCCGGCCGAGGUGGUCCCGCACCUGACAAAGGAAAACCUGGAGCUGCACCGCGUGGCCCCCGUGCUGAGCCUCCCAUCGAGCGUCAUGCAGUAUGCCCUCAAGGGGCGCUGGCGCCUGGGCUCCGCCGGUGCCGGGCCCCGGGGGGCGGCCGGUGCCGCGGCUGCGCCGGUAACGGCCGCCGGGGGGCCUCCCGAAGACCAGCCGGCGCCCUCUGAAGAGGACCUGUUCAUAGAGACCGAGGGCGUGGGCAAGUACAUGUACCGGCUCGACCUGGCCCUCAAGACGGCGGGCAAGGGCGCCAGGAAUAACAAGCUCGUGUGGAAGGGCUUCUGGAGUUACAACCGCCUGACGGACGACUGGGCAGAGUUUGGGCUCAAGAACGACAAGGCCUUUAUUUUCAGCCGGGUAAAGCGGUUCGCCGUGUAGAGAGAGAGAGAGAGAGAGAGAGAGAGAGAGAGAGAGAGAGAGAGAGAGAGAGAGAGAGAGAGAGAGAGAGAGAGAGAGAGAGAGAGAGAGAGAGAG
Molecule: messenger RNA, 1810 nt
Organism: Gaeumannomyces tritici R3-111a-1
Lineage: Eukaryota; Fungi; Ascomycota; Sordariomycetes; Magnaporthales; Magnaporthaceae
Product: F-box protein
Exons: 2
Coding region: 170-1714 (514 amino acids)
Biological process (GO): SCF-dependent proteasomal ubiquitin-dependent protein catabolic process
Cellular component (GO): SCF ubiquitin ligase complex
Molecular function (GO): protein binding
Source: RefSeq, a predicted model, not a curated record